This is a messenger RNA of Hyalella azteca, 2389 nucleotides long. RefSeq lists its product as uncharacterized. Bases 291 to 1517 code for a protein of 408 amino acids. The transcript has 3 exons. The record is from RefSeq and is a predicted model, not a curated record. Lineage: Eukaryota; Metazoa; Arthropoda; Malacostraca; Amphipoda; Hyalellidae.
GUUGCAUCCACUUGUGACUCGCUAGGCAAACUAGCUUAGUUUCUUUCAUGUGACGAAUAGCCCGUAUUUUGUGACUUUAACGAUUUUGGUGUGACAUGACUUGACGUAUCCUGGCUUUUGAUAUAGGUAAUUUAUAAGGUUUUGGACAUUUUACUCUAUGUGGUUCGAAUCAAAUUAGGGAAGAAUCUACCUAGGCCUACCUAUACAGCAAGAUUGGAGAUUCGUUGAUUGAUUACAGAACAUUCAACCUAAGUUAGAUUUACUUAUUUGAUUCAAGUCCGUCUACAAAAAUGAGAGAUUCUAAGCUGCCGUUGACGUUGGUGGUGCUGAUGCUCCUGGCUGCUGUUCCCUCCUUUGCGCAGCUGCCCCUCGACAUGGCCAAAUUCUUCAGGCAGGACAACCUGAGGUCGUCCACAUCUUCCACUUUGGGAUGGAUAACCGUAAGGCCCAAGACGCAACUGCCACCAGGGGCCGUGACCAUCAAAGGCUCGUCGGAACAUUGGUGUAGGGCUCAGAUACACGGGCAAUGGGCCUCAGGAGUCAUCCGUGACGGCGCGUGUCAGUAUCCUUUCCUGAACGAUAUCCGCAAUGCCUCUUCAUUUGAUGCGUUGAUUUCGAUCAACGGAUCGACGCGACUAACUUACAGUGACUGGGAUAGAGUGACUGUCUUCCCAAGUUUUUCAAUCACUACCCCUCAGAUGAUCUUGGCUGUUCUCGAAGACCACGAAACUGGCAUCUUUAAGCCUGGAUUCGUUGACCCGAAACAAAAGGAAGCCUUUUUCGUGAACGGAGAUCAAGUUGAAAAGAGUCUAAAGGCUACAAUCAUCACCGAAGAAGAGCCUAAAGAGUACGAGCUUUUCGGCAUCGAAUUAGAACCCAAAACCAUGAAGAAAACGUUCUCGGAUGUUGUGAAGUCCGAAGUAUAUUUGGAAAAUCCCUCCACAGAAGAAAAGAUUGUUGAAGUCGAGGAGGACUUCACCGUCAAUGUUCAACAUUAUUGGGGUUCCGUGAAAGGUGCUGUGACUGGAACCAAAUUCUCUACUCCCGAAAAGUCGGGCUUGUUCGUUGGAGACUACAACCAAGAACAGAUCUCAAUGACCCAACGCGUGAGUUACCUUUUGCCUCCAGGCUCGGCAGUCAAAGGAAAACUUAUCGCUAAUAUGAGUGAACUUUCCGCUCAGUAUUCCGCUUCGCUCACGGCCAUUUUCGAGGACGGGUUCCAACUCACGCGACCCAUCACUGCCUUGCACUCAGAGACUCGCAUGGCCGAGCUCAGGGUGGACUUUGAACAACCAUUCAAUCUCGCCGACAACUCGCCCAUCGCUACCCUAGAAGAAACCUCCACCAUACUUCGGUACUCGACUACCACUACCACUACCACAACAUCAACCACCCCUUCACCCGUCUCUGGCGGCAAACCACCUCGUUCUGCCCAAGUGGGUGUUAAUGGUGGUGCAGUUUAUGGUGCUUCGUUUGGUUUUGUGCUCACCAUGAUUGGCGCUGUCAUCGCGUACUGAUUGAACGUUCUGAACUUCACGCGAAUUUUUCCCUUGAAAUUUUGACUCGAAUGAAUUUUUUCUCCAAGACCUGUUGGCAGAAUGUAGCGCAACUGAAUUCAAAAUACUGACAGAAAUCCUAAAUCUUUCAAAAUUACUUAACCUGUGAGUCACUUCUUUUUUAAUUAACUCAAGUAUUUGAAAUACUAUUCGAUGCAACACAUUUGCAUGAAUUUAUAUUUGAAUGGUUUCUCCUCAUUGAAAUAAAACAUAUUUGAAUUUAUGUAAUUUAUUUUAUGGCGCACUCAGUUUCGCUGGUUUUAGCUUUGGUGCUAGUAUGAAAAUCAGGCGUAAAUCUAUUAGCCAUUCAUUGAUAUAUAUUAACAAAGUUAGAGAUAAAAAAAUUAUUUUGCGCUUUGAUGAUGACUAGGUUUGACACUUUACUGGCGAAAUUGUCUUGUGUCUAAAUUGUCGAAAUCUAUUGUCACAUUUUUUUUUAUUUUUGUGCGACCAACGGAAAAUUUUACAAGGGAUUUUGACAGAAAAUUUAGUACGUAACUAAUGCGUUCCUAUUAGAAGAAGGCGAGUGGAAUAGAAGCUUGACUGUUUACUUUCAUUUGCGGGUGGAGUAUAAUGAUUUAAAUGGAUUUCAAAGCCCAAGAUACAACUGCCAAUUCCUCCAAUUGAACAGUAAAAGUAUUGUGUUGAGUGUGGUGAACUGCGAACCAAAUUUCGCAAAAAGGGCGUUGUAGGAAAUGUUUCUGUUGUCGUUAUUUUUAGUUCAUGAAUUUUUUAUUUUAUGAGUUUAGACCGUUGCCUUAUGCUUAAAAGUUGUAUAUAGAUAAUUUAGAUGAAUGGCGCUGCAUAAUAGAAUAGAAUUUGAAACUUUUUUC